Messenger RNA from Penicillium cosmopolitanum, 1269 nucleotides. RefSeq names its product FAD-binding monooxygenase. The annotation marks the transcript as partial. Lineage: Eukaryota; Fungi; Ascomycota; Eurotiomycetes; Eurotiales; Aspergillaceae. Gene Ontology annotation, molecular function: FAD binding. The record is from RefSeq and is a predicted model, not a curated record. The transcript is spliced from 6 exons. Gene Ontology annotation, biological process: secondary metabolite biosynthetic process.
GCAAGAUGGUCGGGCAAACUCUCACCUCUGUGGCUAUUAUUGGCGGUGGCCCUGGGGGGGCUAGGAACCGCUAUCGCACUUUCUGAGUUACCGUUUCUUGAUGUGACCCUUUACGAGAAGCAUUCUGAGUCUCGAGAGGCCGGUGCUGGCUUAAGUCUAAGCUCCAACGCUUGGAGGAUCUUGGACUUGCUUGGGGCAAGUAGUGGUGUCAAGGGCGGCUCCAAAUCCAACACUCAUCAAAGAAAUGCAUAUACCGGUAAGGUCUUGAGUGUAGUCGAACACCCGGAAAAUUCUGCGGUUGAUCAGCGUGGAGCUAUUCGCGCUCGUAGGACCCGACUGCAGCAAGCGCUUUUAGCCCAGGUUCCUAAGGGCAUCAUUAAGUACAGCAAAAAGCUUGUCCAUCUUGAUGACCUGCCAAAUGAAGGUGUACGGUUGACCUUCGCGGAUGGAACCGAGGUUCGCGCUGAUAUAGUGGUGGGAGCUGAUGGAAUUCACUCGGCUGUUAGAAAAUGCCUGUUUCCCGACCACAAGCUUCGGUUCACAGGUAACACGGCAUUUCGGGUUCUUGUUCCCAAAUCACGUCUAGUUAGCCUCCCUGAGAUCACAUCCACAACCGCCUGGUGGUGGGGCAAGGCUGGCCAUGUUUACUUCUCCGAUGUGGAUGAUGAGACUGAAAAUGCCGAUCCAUUAUUUGAAAUAACCGUACGGUCUUACCAUGAGCCCGAGAUUCCCGGGAAGACCGUGGGUUGGGCAUUCCGGCAGCCAACGAAAAAAGUCGCGUCCCGCGUCAAGGAAUUCGAUCAAAGAGUCCGAGAUGCAGUUGAUGCAGUUGAAGAGGGUGAAUGGUGGGAAUUCGCUGGAUUUGCUGGCCCGCGUCUCGAUCACAUCACUGGAUGGGGCAAAGUUGCACUCAUUGGAGAUGCGAGUCAUCCGCUCUCGGGGGCCUUUGGUUCCGGGGCAACUUUCGCAAUGGAAGAUGGAUGGAUUCUAGCAAGAGCACUCGAGCUCACACAAUUCACCGGUCGCCCUCUGUCGGGUUCUCUGGAGAUAUUUUCUCAGAUCCGGUCACCGUAUUACAAUAGGAUGUAUAGACAUUUAGACGAGGUCCAAGAAAAGCUGCAGCAAGUGCAAGCUGAAAGCACUGAUUUCGAUGGAUUUUUGAAGAGUAAGAUCGAUAGUUUUCUCUACGGUGACAAGGAUUUUAUCUACAAGAACGACAUAUCCAAAGUGUGGGAUGCCUACCUUGAGGGUAACGAGGCUCAGGAAUAG